Messenger RNA from Owenia fusiformis, 1933 nucleotides. Lineage: Eukaryota; Metazoa; Annelida; Polychaeta; Sabellida; Oweniidae. The record is from the annotation of a GenBank genome assembly.
CUCUAAAAUAAAGGAAAAAAGAUUUCAAAAAUUUUGAAGGGGCCACGAUCGAUUUAUAGCGUUUUAUACGCAAAUGCUGUCGUAUGUAAGAAAGUAUGGAUUGGGAGAACCAGUUUUCGUCGAUUUUACGUGAUACAGAAAAUAAUUUAGCCCGAGUGAAGAGUCAUCUUGGGUCUGCAAAAUCCACAUCACAACGUGCUUUAUCUCCUUUAAACCCAACAGAAUUUUCCCAUUUACGAGCUGGUUCCUCUCGCGAUUUCAUGGCCUCCACCCCUAAGACGAGACAUGUUGGCUUCAGAGACCUUGAGGCUGGACAAAGCACAGUGCCAUCCCAGAGUAAUUACCCUGCUUAUUCAUCAUCUGGGCGAUCGUAUUCAUCAAAUCCUGAACCUGGGAUGAUGUCAAAUGAUGCCCCAUAUAUAGAAAUAGAUCAAUCUCCAGCAGUGGUAGCUCUUCUGAAUGAUAAAAUUGAACACCAAGAGAGGCUGAUAGAUAAGCUGAGAAGGUCAGUUGAUAAGAUGGAAGGAGAGAGGAACUUUUACAAAAAGGAGCUCAAAAGUAUACAAGAUGAGCUCAAUAAGCUAAGUGACAGGGUAUAUGAGAAAGGUGUUGAUCUGGAAACAGAGCGUAAGAUUGAGCAAUGGAAGCGCAAUAUGAUGACAGAACUACAUAUGGUACAAAGCCAGCUACAGGCGCAGAAAAAGAGUGAUGACCUCACACACCUAGGCACCAAUCAAAUGUUUGAUGCGACUAGAGAAAUUCAAGAUUUGAAGCGCUUUGUUAGAGAGGAUAAUGACUCAUUACGUAGGGAAUUGGAAUCUGUUAAAACUAGAAUGGUGAAAACAGAUCUUGAGAUGACCACUUUAAGGGCAGACAACCAAGAUCUUAGUAGGAGGAAUGACAGACUCGAAAGGAUAUUUAGGGAACUGUCAGACACCUACCAGACACAGCAGCAGAAUAGCAAUCGACAGGAGGAAGACAGGGAUCAUGAGAAACAUCAAAUAACAGAACUUCGCCUGACUGUAGCUGCAUUAAGAGACAGAAUAGGACACAUGGAGACAAACAAUCAACUCACACAUUCCCAGCCAAUAAAACAAAAUACAGAAAAAUCCAAACGGCACAAAAAGAAACCACAAGCCAAAAUCAGGGGACCAGCAGAUAUGUUCAGUAUACACAGUAGUGACCUUGAUCUAAGUAGCAGCCUAAGCCUUGCAGAUUAUACCUCAGAUUUGUCUCUCAGGUCGAAUAGAAAAUCUAAACACAAUGGGCCAAAAGAAAAAGUAUCUGCUUUCUCUGAGGAGCUUGAUGAUUUAAACUUGAGUGAUGUGGAUACGGCUGACAGUGAUGACUCCCUAGACUUAGAUGAACUAUAGAGCUGACAUUAUUAAUUAUGUAUUUAAACAUGAAUUUGAAUGGGAGAAGGUAAAAAAUGGAGGAAAGUAGAAUAUAAUCAAACUUGGAGAUACAGAUUUAAAAUGAUCAUAUCAUCAGUAGAUCUCUAUUAAAAAGAAGUAAAUGAAUCACCAUGAGAAUCUGCCUUUUGGACUUAUCAGGGUCUUACUGAGUUAAUUAUAAAUAUAGGAUAAUUUGGACAUUUUCAUGUGCAUUCCUUCUACAAUCAUUGAACUCUUGAUAGGUCUACUGUACUAUGGUUAUAGGAGGUAGUUCUGUAUAUUAAAAGCACAAUCAAUGUCUCUGAUUUAAGAUGUAGACAUUACAUUGAAGUCACCAAUUAAGGUAUUUUAGUACAAUGCCAUAUAUAUUAUUAUUUAAUACAAAGGCAUACAUUAUUGUAUAUGCAUGAAUUGGCUUAUAUCAUUGAAUUCUCCCAUUUAAUACUUUUAAAAGUUUAUUACUAUCGAAUAUAUUCAUCUGGAUAUACAGGGUGGUCCAAAAAAAUGGGACACUCGUAUUUCGAAAAUAGAUAUUGAUU